UUUCCGGACGGACGGUGUGCUGUUUGUCCUAGCCGCGCACUGUAGGUUACACAGAAUCAAGAUGGCGGCCACCUUGACUAGAGGACUGUCAGGUAUAGUGAGACCUCUGACGGUUCUCGGACAGUCCUGCUUUAAGCACGCAGUCAGAGCUCCUCUGUGUCUUCCUCGCUUCUCCACUCUUACUCAGCCGCAGUUUGGGUUUAAACCGCUGUCUCCUCUUAAUUCCUCUGGUCUUCAACAGCAGACUCUACUUCAACGAGUGUCUCCUCUCAUCCCAUCACUGACGCAGCAGCCCUGCAGAACCCUAACAUAUUUCAGUGUGAAGAAGGGCAAGAGGAAGACAGUGAGAGCUGUGGUGCAGAGGUUUCUGAGGCUGCACUGUGGCCUGUGGGUGAGGAGGAAGGCUGGAUACAAGAAGAAGCUUUGGAAAAAAUCAGCAGCCAGAAAGAAGCGUUUAAGAGAGCAUGUAUUCUGUAAUAAGACUCAAUGCAAAAAACUAGACAAAAUGACAACAUCCUUUUGGAAACGAAGAAACUGGUACCUCAAUGAUCCUUAUCAGAAUUACCAUGACCGGGUUAACCUGUAACCUGUUAGGUUAGAAUGUACUGUUCUGUGAAGAAAACCUUUGUUUGUAUAGUGUAAAUGUCAUUUUGUUACAGCGCAGAACCACAACAGAGAAUACAGAACACGCUUAACAUAACUGUAAUAAAACCCAGUGUUUAUGGAUCAUUCUGGUCAGUGUAAAAAGCUUAUGAUUAUUGAAAUAAACUUGUUUAAAAAGUG
This is a messenger RNA of Hemibagrus wyckioides, 783 nucleotides long. RefSeq names its product mitochondrial ribosomal protein L35 (gene mrpl35). The coding region runs from base 62 to 586 and encodes 174 amino acids. The record is from RefSeq and is a predicted model, not a curated record. Gene Ontology annotation, cellular component: ribosome; mitochondrion. Gene Ontology annotation, biological process: translation. NCBI's taxonomy places the organism in Eukaryota, Metazoa, Chordata, Actinopteri, Siluriformes, Bagridae. Gene Ontology annotation, molecular function: structural constituent of ribosome. The transcript has 4 exons.